CCAAGAGCCUCCAAAGGGCGGGCGGGCCAAAGGCAGGGAGACCCCAUCGCGGCGGCGGGCCGGCGUCCUUCAGAGGCAUCUGAAGCAAGCCGCGCUCUGCGUCAUGUGGGGCCCGCCCCUUCGAGGGCGCGGGCAUGGUGUGUUCCGAGGGCUCGGCCGCCGAGGUGGGAGCCAGACUUCCGCGGUUGGCUAACGGCGCCUCGCGGGCCGGCGGACGGGCGUGGGGAGAGGCCCGGGUGUCCGGCGGCCGAGCCAUGGCGGCGCGCGACGGGGCCCGCGGCGCACUGUCACCGCACACGCCGCUCUUUGACAUGCCGCCCACGCUGCUGGGCGAGCUGUGCGCCAUCCUGGACAGCUGCGACGGCGCGCUGGGCUGGCGCGGCCUGGCGGAACGGCUUUCAAACAAUUGGCUAGAUGUUCGUCUCAUUGAGAAAUAUGUAGACCAAGGCAAAAGUGGGACAAGAGAGCUACUUUGGUCCUGUGCCCAGAAAAACAAGACUAUUGGAGACCUCUUGCAGAUUCUUCAGGAGAUGGGCCAUUAUCGAGCAAUCCACUUGAUCACAAGCCACGGCACAGCCUCACAUCCCUCAAAGCAAGGUCAUCAGAAAGAGGGAUUUGCAAACAUGCCAGCCAAGGUAGAACACGUGUGCAUCGAUAAUACCGUGGGACCCUUAGAAGCAACCAGUGUCACAGUGGAUAAUGUUCUUAUUCCUGAGCUUAAUAAAAAAGGAAUAUUGCUUAAAUCCUCCAUCAGCUUUCAGAAUGUUGUAGAAGGAACCAAAAAUUUCCAUAAGGAUUUCCUAAUUGGAGAAGGAGAGAUUUUCAAAGUAUAUAGAGUGGAGAUUCAGAGCCGAACAUAUGCUGUGAAAUUAUUUAAACAGGAGAAAAAGAUGCAAUGCAAGAAACAGUGGAAAAAGUUUUUAUCUGAGCUGGAAGUUUUACUAUUGUUUCGUCACCCAAACAUACUGGAGUUGGCUGCAUAUUUUGCAGAAGCUGAUCAGUUCUGUCUGGUAUAUCCAUACAUGAGAAACGGAACACUUCUGGGCAGAUUACACUGUAUGGAUGGCAUGACUCCACUCUCUUGGGAUGUUCGAACCAGUAUAUUAAUAGGCAUAUCCAGAGCCAUUCAGUACUUGCACAACACUCAACCAUGCUCAGUCAUCUGCGGCAGUAUAUCAAGUGCAAACAUACUUUUGGAUGAUCACUGUGAAGCCAAACUAACUGACUUUGCCAUGGCACACUUCCGAUGCCACCUUGAACAUCAGAAUUCUGCCAUCAGCAUGGCCAGCAGCAAUAGCAGACAUCUCUGGUACAUGCCGGAAGAGUACAUCAGGCAAGGGAGACUCUCAGUGAAGACAGACGUCUACAGCUUUGGGAUUGUCAUAAUGGAAGUUUUAACAGGUUGUAGAGUGGUGUUAGAUGAUCCCAAACAUAUUCAGCUGCGGGAUCUCCUUAUGGAAUUGAUGGAGAAGAGGGGCCUUGACUCGUGUCUCUCACUUCUGGAUAAGAAAGUAUCUCCCUGUCCUAGGAAUUUCUCUGCCAAGCUGUUCUCUCUGGCAGUUCAGUGUGCUGCAACGCGAGCCAAGUUAAGACCAUCGAUGGAUGAGGUCCUGAGCACGCUGGAAAGUGCCCAAGCCAGCUUGUAUUUUGCCGAUGACCCCCCCACAUCUCUGAAGUCCUUCCGGUGUCCCUCUCCUCUGUUCUUGAAUAAUGUACCAAGUAUUCCCGUAGAAGAUGAUGAAAACCAGAAUCGUUAUUCACCACCUCGUGCUAAAGGUUUGAGGGAAAACAGAAUGACUCAGGAGACUCCUUUUGAGUGCAGCCAGUCUGAGGUUACCUUUCUGGGCUUGGACAGAAAACCAGGGAACAAAAUUAUAGAAGGUGCUUGCACCGCACCCGGUUCCUGUGAAGAAAACUGGCUCCCGGAGCUUGCAGUGCCCUCCCAGGACUCGGGGGCCUGUGGGAGCCCCGCGCACUCCUCCGCAGAUGGUGCAGACCGUUGUUGGAGGAGCAGGCCAGUGGAGACCAGCUGUUCCUCUGAGAUUUUCUGGACCAAACAUGAAGAGUAUAAAAAGCAAUAAAGGUCACCAAAAGAUAAAGAAAAAGCAAUUGUUGCCUACGCUCUUUGAAUACAGGUGCUGGAGGCUUGGGAAGAUGCUGCAGAUACAUAUGAAUAUAUAUAUGAAUAUAAAUCU
This is a messenger RNA of Ochotona princeps (American pika), 2195 nucleotides long. It is a transcript of the gene IRAK3, whose product is annotated as interleukin 1 receptor associated kinase 3. The record is from RefSeq and is a predicted model, not a curated record. Gene Ontology annotation, cellular component: plasma membrane; nucleus; cytoplasm. NCBI's taxonomy places the organism in Eukaryota, Metazoa, Chordata, Mammalia, Lagomorpha, Ochotonidae. The transcript has 13 exons. Gene Ontology annotation, biological process: protein phosphorylation; negative regulation of tumor necrosis factor production; intracellular signal transduction. Gene Ontology annotation, molecular function: protein serine/threonine kinase activity; ATP binding; protein binding. The coding region runs from base 135 to 2081 and encodes 648 amino acids.